AACAACAUUUUUAGUGAUGAAAUUUUAGUAUUAAGUUAAUAAAGUAAAUAAAAACUAAGAGUAAUUUUAAAUAAAAGUACAAAAUGUUUGCUAGAAGUGCUUUAAAUUAUACAACUGUAACAUUGCGUCAACAACAAAUUCUAAGAAGUUACAGUCAGUUCAAUAAAACAACAAAAAGUAUACGAAAUCAGCUGUAUGUUAAAUCACCCCUAUCAAGACCUACAACAACAACAUUAAAAUCAACACCCCUACAACAUGUUCAGUUACAAAUCUAUAGAAUAAAACACAGCAGCAGCAAUACAAAUAACUCAAAUACAACAACAAAAUUUGUAGCGAUACGAAGAUUAUGGAAGAAUGUUUUUGGAAAAUAUUUACUUAUCACCAAUAUUGUUGGCUCUGGCGUGCUAAUGGUUUUUGGCGAUGUAAUUGCUCAAGAGAUUGAAUAUCGGCGAGGCAUUCCAAAUUCUAAACGUUAUGAUUGGCAACGCAUGGGCCGUAUGUUCAUAGUGGGUGCUCUGCAAGGACCUCUGCAUCAUUACGUAUAUAAUUGGAUGGAUAAAGUAAUGCCUGUAGCAAAUUUUAAAAAUGUUAUGAAGAAAAUCUUGAUAGAUGAAUUGUUGAUGUCGCCGGCUUGUAUAUUUAUAUUUUUCUAUUCGGCAUGCUUCCUGGAAAGAAAAACCUUUAAAGAAACCAACGAUGAGCUUAAAGAGAAAUUCCUAUUUAUUUACAUGAUAGAUUGGCUACUAUGGCCCGGAGCACAAUAUAUUAAUUUUCGAUAUUUGGAGACCAAAUAUCGUGUUACAUUUGUCAAUGUAUGUACGGCUUUGUAUAAUAUUUUCAUGUCUUAUGUAAAACAUGACCACAAUGAGCAAUUGUAAAACUAUAAAAUGUAAAAUAAUAAUUUUUAGAACAAUUAACAAACACAAAAAAUGAUCUUUAGUCCUUAGAUUGUUAUCUCUAGUAUACAAGAGAUACCCAAGUUUAAAAGUAUGCAUUCGAUACGUAUACGAUACGUAUAAACUGGUUGUUAAGUUAAACAAUAAAUUGAAAUCACUGUUAAAAUUAGAUUGUAAAUUUUAUUGCAUUACCUUAUCACAAUAUAUUUUUAAAACAUUGUUGCUAUUUUUGAAAAUAUUUCAUAUAGUAAAUGCUGCACAGUUGAUCCGAGUUUAAAACCGUUACCACUAAAAUACCAUUUCAUCAGAACUACCGUUACCGAUAUUCUAUAAAUAAUUUAAAUAAUAAAAAUACAAAUACUUUGAUUUCAAUAAUUGAGUUUAUUGAAAUCUCCACAUUUAAAAUACAAUAAAAUACCCACUACCACAUUUUACUAAUACAUAUGUAAUUAAAUUGAGGAUCAAAUUACGUUACCAAAAUUACAGCAAAUGCGGUUACCGCCAAGCUACCGUUACCGAAAUAAUCCAAAUAUCGUUACCGUUGACAACUGAGAUAGGUCUAUGACAGAAUAGUUUCCGAUCUGUGAGUAUUUAUGUUUUUAUACCCUUCACCUUCGUGAGAAGGGUAUAUAUAAGUUUGUCAUUCCGUUUGUAAUUUCUACAUUUUUCAUUUCCGACCCUAUAAAGUAUAUAUAUUCUGGAUCCUUAUAGAUAGCGGAGUCGAUUAAGCCAUGUCCGUCUGUCUGUCUGUCCGUCCGUCUGUCUGUCUGUUGAAAUCAGUUUUCUGAAGACCCCAGAUAUCUUCGGGAUCCAAAUCUUCAAUAAUUCUGUCAGACAUGCUUUCGAGAAUUUUGCUAUUUAAAAUCAGCAAAAUCGGUCCACAAAUGACUGAGAUAUGAGGAAAAAACCAAGACAACCUCGAUUUUUGACCUAUUUUUUUACCUAUAUCUGGAUUACUAAGACAUUAAUAUAGACAAUAUGGAUAUCUAAUGAUAGAUAUUUCAAAGACAUUUGCAACGACGUAUAUAAGACC
This is a messenger RNA of Calliphora vicina (urban bluebottle blowfly), 1929 nucleotides long. RefSeq names its product mpv17-like protein 2. Bases 84 to 878 code for a protein of 264 amino acids. The record is from RefSeq and is a predicted model, not a curated record. Gene Ontology annotation, biological process: cellular response to reactive oxygen species; mitochondrial ribosome assembly. The transcript has a single exon. Lineage: Eukaryota; Metazoa; Arthropoda; Insecta; Diptera; Calliphoridae. Gene Ontology annotation, cellular component: cytoplasm; membrane; mitochondrion.